GAAGUUUGCAGCGGGAGAGGCUUUCCUUCAAGCUGUUAGUGCUUUAUCCUGGCAGGCUCCUCGAGAUUGUUGUGAGGAGUCUAGCCAGUUGGUGAGCUUUGUAAUCUAAACCAGCUGUCCCCAGGCUGAGGCCCCCAUUUGCAUUGUUUAACAUACUUAGAAAAUGAAGUGUUCAUUUUUAACAUUCCUCCUCCAAUUGGUUUAAUGCUGAAUUACAGAAGAGAACUAAGCAAAACCAGGUGCUUUCUCUGUAUUCUCUCCAGUGUCUGAGGAGGUACAGACUCCUGAUCUUCUCCAUUACUUGCUGUUUCAUUCUUUGGACUAUAAAUGACGGAGGAACUGAAGUGCUAGCAGAGGGUAAUGUUUGGAAACACUUUCUAGUUAUUCAUCAGCACAGACUCUGUUUUUUUUCCACCUUUCCUCAACGGUUUUGGACAUGCAAGGAUUAAAAAGGAUACUGACUGCUUUCACACUGGCCGUCUGCCUUACGAGCCCUGGAAAAGCACAGCAGCAAUGCACUAAUGGGUUUGACCUGGACCGUGCCUCUGGGCAAUGUUUAGAUAUUGACGAGUGUCGGACUAUUCCUGAGGCCUGUAGAGGAGAUAUGGUGUGUGUCAACCAGAAUGGUGGCUAUUUAUGCGUACCCCGAACAAACCCAGUGUAUCGAUCACCAUAUCUGAAUCCUUAUUCAAAUAUUUAUCCACCGCCCCCAGCACCAGGCGCAGUUCCUAACUACCCUACUGUUACAAGACCUCUGAUCUGUCGAUUUGGUUAUCAGUUGGAUGAAAACAAUCAGUGUGCUGAUAUUGAUGAAUGUGCUUCAGACUCCCACCAGUGUAACCCCACCCAAAUCUGCAUUAAUACUGAAGGGGGAUAUACCUGCUCCUGCACUGAAGGCUACUGGCUCUUAGAAGGCCAGUGUUUAGACAUAGAUGAAUGUCGCUAUGGCUAUUGCCAGCAGCUGUGCGCUAAUGUACCUGGUUCAUAUUCCUGUACAUGCAAUCCAGGCUUUACCCUCAAUGAUGAUGGAAGAUCAUGUCAAGAUGUGAAUGAAUGUACAGGCGAAAACCCUUGCACUCAAACCUGCGUCAACACUUACGGCUCUUUCCUCUGCCGCUGUGAACCUGGCUAUGAACUGGAAGCUGAUGGAGUUAACUGCAGUGACAUGGACGAAUGCAGCUUCUCCGAGUUCCUUUGCCAGCAUGAAUGUGUGAAUGAGCCUGGUUCUUACUACUGUAUCUGUCCUUCGGGCUAUAUUCUGCUGGAUGAUAGCAGAAGCUGCCAAGAUAUCAAUGAAUGUGAAAAUAGAAACUUCACCUGCACUUUACAGCAAACGUGUUUCAAUAUCCAAGGAGAAUAUAAAUGUUUAGACCCAGUCAGAUGCGAGGAACCUUAUAUCCAGAUUAAUGAGAAUCGCUGCAUGUGCCCAGCUGAAAACCCUGGCUGCAGAGAUCAACCAUUCACCAUCCUGUACCGAGUCAUGGAGAUGGUGUCCGGGCGGUCUGUGCCUUCUGACAUUUUUCAGAUGCAAGCAACAACUCGCUACCCUGGAGCCUAUUACAUCUUCCAAAUCAAAUCAGGGAAUGAGGGCAGGGAAUUCUACAUGCGGCAAACAGGACCGAUCAGUGCUACUCUAGUGAUGACCCGUCCUGUGAAAGGGCCCCGUACUAUUCAGUUGGACUUGGAAAUGAUCACUGUUAACACCGUCAUCAACUUCAGAGGAAGCUCGGUCAUCCGGCUGAGGAUAUACGUAUCACAGUACUCGUUCUAAACCCUGAGUUUGUGCCCUUCAAACAUUGAAACAGAAAGACCUAAUUCCUCCUCUGCAAAACUCUGUCAGUACAUAUAGCAGCUCGAAACCGAAUCAGUAUUACCACAGAGCCAGUGACCUAAGCCAGUCUGAGGAGGGAGGCCUCUUCGUGCACAGUCUCCACCAGGAUGCAGACAGCCGAAGAUGUAUCAUCAGCAGAUCCCAUAUGAUUCUCUAUAUGGUUAUAUAUUUUAAGAACUCUUUUUUUUUUCCAUUGUAAACAUUUCUAGAGUAUGAGUCUAUGUUUGAAAGACUGUGAACCUUUGUAGCUCCAAGGCUGCUUAGCAAAAAGCACCAAAGAAACUGAGAAAGAAGCUGGCUUUUGCAAUCUUGCUUUAUUCAUUUUAAAAGGAAAGCAGACAAACAAGCAGAAACCAAAACAAAAAACCACCUCUCGAAAGAAAGGAUUUCAGAAGUGCUAACUUACAUUCCCAAUUAUCUCUGGAAUUAUCAGUCAGGCACUUUGGCUCAAUUUGCCCUGCAUUUGUCUUAGUUUCAUCUGUUUCUCUUUCAUUCUAUUUUAUAGUUAAAAUUCAUUGUAAAUUCAUUCCAAAAUACAUGUUGUACUAUGUAAUCUUCUACUUUCUAACGAAGUGUCACAUGUUUGGGUUCCUUACUGUAUUAAAUCUUUCUAUAUAAUAGAGAUCAUAGAAAUCUAUCACUGGAUGGUAUAUUUUACAAUGUUUAGGAUGUCAUGCUUAUUUACACCCAGGCUCUUUGACAUAUGCCUCCACAGCCAAAAUAGUGUCCAGGGGCUUUAGAGCUGAAGAGAAUCAGAUCUCUGUUUUCCCCUGUUUUUCCGACUGUAAUAGUUACAAACAGGUUAUGAUCGUUGUAAGGUAGUACUAACUCAGUAAUUCUGGCUGCAACUAACUACUAAUCUCCCGUUAAAAUACCAUUCAGAUCAGACCAGUCCAUAUUCCUUCAAAGAAAGAAAGAAAGACAGAAAGAAAGAUUUAUUCCAUUUACAUAUAGUGUCUCUCAUACAUUCCUAACAUUGGAGAAAAAAGGCUGAAAGGGACUUGGAAUAGUCAUAUAGUACGUGCCUUUGCCACAAAGCAGAAUCAACUAUGCAACCAGUACCCAGACCUCAAAGGAUGGAGAUCCAGAGUUUCCAUAGGCAAUGUCUUCUCAGGUAUAACUGCUCUAACCAGUAGAAAGUUUUUCCUAAAGUCUAAUGUGAAUGUCCCCUGUUGUAAUUUAAAAUCUGUUGCUUUUUAGUCUACUCCUAGCAGAAAUAGAGAACAGUUUAUUAUAUUCCCCCUUGUAACAGUCUUUCACAUGUCUGAAGACUGUUGUCAUGUCUCCUCUGAGACUGUUCCUUUCUAGUCUAAACAAACCCAAUUCUUUUGGUCUUUCCUCAUACAUCACAUUUUCUAGACCUUUAAUCAUUUUUUGGUUUUUUUUGCUCUCAUCUGGAUUCUAUCCAGUUGGUUCACAUCUUUCUUGAAGUGCAGUGCCCAAAACUGGGAAAAGUAUUCCAGCUGAGGCCUCAUAGUGCUAAGCUAAAUAUAUAUAUAUAUGUGUGUGUGUGUGUGUGUGUUUGAAAAAAAAAAUACACACAAAUAAUUGUGUAGUUUGGAGGUAUAUUCCUCACCUUGUUGAAGGCACUGGCAGUUUGAUCUUUGAUUUUAGUAGGGUCAACAUUUCAUAUACCUUGCUUUUAAAUGUCCUUGAUGUUGGCUCUUUUGCUAUUCCUUCCCACUUUUUUCUUUAUUGGCUUGUUUGCUCUACACCGGGGCUAGGACUAGAAAGAUUCACCUUUGCUGGCCUUUUGGGGGACUAGUAGAACUUAACGUUGCGUGGGAAAGAGAACUUACAAAGAUUAUAAUGCAAAGAGGCAGGAAAGGAGGUCUUCAUUAAAGUAGGAGUUUUAAAUCAAAGAUUAUAGAUGCAAAAUAUUCUUACAAAACAGACUGCAUGACAUGAUCAGAAAAUUGACUCUCUUGCUCCUAAUAAGCUUUGUGAGUUAGUCUGAAGUUGUUUUCUCCCAGCUUUACUAGCAACACUGCUCUUUUUACUUGUGCUCAGCCUGAAGGAAGCCCUGAUACUUUAGCCCACAGCAACAAAAUGCUCUCUACUGAUUCAAGCGUGCUUUAGCAGUUUCCAUUUCUUAAUUGCUCACAGGUUUCUGCCUAGUGCUGCAAAGCGCUGGGGUUCAGAGCUCUGUAGGCAGGCUGCCCUCUGCCCCCUGCACAAACCUGGCUUGCACCUGACUCCAGGCUUCAGCGGGCCAAGCAGCGUGCUGGAAGCCAGCGGGUUUGUGAGCAGCUCACUUGGAGGGCACAAAAGUAGAGGAGAUGUGCAGAAAAAUACCAGAAACCAGAACGUGUUUCAUGAGUGGGUCACACAUGCCGCAGUCUUGGAGGGGAAAAUAGAGAUGACCAGAAAGGAGGAAUGAUUGUUGAAGCAGUGAUGCCAAAACUGCUCACGGGUACCAAAUGAUGGCAGGGGGACAAGGGAAACGAGGAGGCUCCGGUGGAGGAGAAAGAAAAGGGGGAGGCAGAGUCUUUCUUUAAAGGCAUUAAAUGCUUUACGAAGCUAAAAGUUUUCCCAGUGGCUGGAAGUCCUUCUCCCCCCCCCCCUCCCUUUUGUGCCCCUCUGCUAUCACUUCUUCAUGCCUGGUUGAGGGGUCCACUCUCUUGCUCCCAUCACAUCACCUCCUGGAGAGGAAGAGCACUCUGUCAGACAUCAGGCAGUUUCUCAGUUCUGGGCUGUUCUCCCAUGGCCCCCACAUAUCAAGCUGAUUUAGCCCUAAUUUAGAAACAUCAAAAAACCAGAGGAAUUCCAUAACAAAAUACUUUGUUAAAAGAGCAAAGCUUGAAUGCUUAGUUUUAGUAUGGUCCAGUGAAUACUCAUAAAACAAUAUUACACUUUCUAUAUAAACAUUCUGUGCCCGAAAAAAAAAGUGAAAAGUCUGGAAACAAAGGAAUUCAGCCACUUCCCGACCGACAUAACAUCUUUCAUCACUCACUAUCACUCCAGCCAACUUUAACUUUGCCAAAAUAUAUGCCAAUCUCAAAAUAAUAAAUUACCACCAGUUUAUAAUAUCUAAACUCUCCAUUUCCUAUUCAGGGAUGUGUUUCCAAUAGAACGUAGCAGGCUCAUAUAUUACAGCAAUUCUCACCAAAUAAAAGAAAGGAUUAUGCAUGACAGGUCUUUACAUGAUAAAAUUUAAAAAUGCAAACUUGUGACUCCUAUAUGUUCAUGCUCUCCUUUGAGGCCAGCUCUCUCUAAGAGCAGACAGAUUUCCCACUCCAGACUAGUCAGAAAUUCCUUCUUCUAACCUAUGAUUUUCUAACAGGAGGAAUUUUACCAUAUGGACAAUAUUCUGGCCAAAACAAGAUGAGGGCGCUGACCUGGCUUCUCUCUGGCUCUGCUGCAGGGCUACCCUGACAUGUUCCCGUUUCCUGGCAGAGCUGGGGAGGGCCAGCUCUCCUCCUCCCCUGCCUGCCAGCUGUCACGUCUAUUUAAACAAAGUUCCUCAGGAAAGAGACUGCCUCUCACUACAUGGUUGUACAGCACCUGUUGCCGGUGCAAUAACUGGAAUAAAUAUAAAUAAAGGCAGAAAUGACAAUAAUCUUUGAUACAGAUCACAGUGAUUGGGAAGGAGAAGCUACUCUGACAAAUGAGCCACAUGAUUCAUGCUAUUCUGGUUAGGGGGCAGAGGGAGAAGAAUGGCAAUAGGUGAACCAUCCAGUACUGUAGAGUUGAAUGGAUCCUUUCCUGGAUUAUUUGACUUUGAAAUAUUUUUAGGGGAUCAAGUUUUUUAAAUACAGACAACAUAAUGUUACUUCCCUGAGAGUUUGCUGGACUCCACAGAGUCACUUUUCAACCCGUACUUCUCCGAAAACAAUAACUUUGUUGGAAUAACUAAACUUCUCUGAGUGUCUGGUAACCACCCCCAUCGCCAAAAAUGCAGCAUCCAGUGCUCUUUGGUAUUUAAUGCAGAGCUGUUUCCUUUUCAGUUAGGAAGACUAUCCUUAUAUUUAUCUUCUCUUGGCUCAAUCUUUACAAAAUUUAGUCUUCCACUCUUAUAUCCUCAUCACAGACUGUGUCCGACAGUAUUAGCAUCAGUACGACUUACUCAUUUUUCUGUGACUAGAACAACCAGAGCAACAGCAUCAAUAAAUUUUGUGUUUCUUCAUGUUCUCAAGUGCAACAUAUUCACAAAACACGUUACUGAAUCUUUUCUGUAGAAAAAGAAAAAAGAAGUUGUUUAAUCCUGACAGGCACCAUUGUAUGAGGGCAAAUAAAUCUUCAUCCUUGAUGAACUAACCCUCAGCUGAUGUUAAUUAUCAUUACUCCACUUCUCUUUAAUGGAAAGAUAGAAACCAUAUUGAGGAUCCCCUUUACAGGUGGUUGUAUGGAGGGGGAAUUUUCAGCGGCUAAAACUAGUUGUGAUCAUAUCGUUCUGCGUUUGGAGCAAAUUGUGUUUCCUCAUCUGACACAAGUGCAUAAAUGUAAUUUAAAUCCUUCA
Rhea pennata is the source of this 6290-nucleotide messenger RNA. RefSeq names its product fibulin 5 (gene FBLN5). Gene Ontology annotation, molecular function: calcium ion binding. Lineage: Eukaryota; Metazoa; Chordata; Aves; Rheiformes; Rheidae. The record is from RefSeq and is a predicted model, not a curated record. The transcript is spliced from 11 exons. Gene Ontology annotation, biological process: elastic fiber assembly. Bases 437 to 1771 code for a protein of 444 amino acids.